Messenger RNA from Arachis duranensis, 456 nucleotides. RefSeq lists its product as uncharacterized. The record is from RefSeq and is a predicted model, not a curated record. NCBI's taxonomy places the organism in Eukaryota, Viridiplantae, Streptophyta, Magnoliopsida, Fabales, Fabaceae. The transcript has a single exon. The coding region runs from base 1 to 456 and encodes 151 amino acids.
AUGGCGGCGAUGGUGAACCUGGCGAACACCAUGGAAGCGAAUGCUGCUGCGAUUCUGCAGGUUGUGCAGAGGUUAACCCAACCGGCCAGAAGCGAAAACAACAAUGGAGAAGGUGCUGAGGACAGCUUGAGAGGUGUUCCGAGAACUCUAGCUGCUUUUCAGAAAGCUGGCUCGCUGGUUUUCAAUGGUUCGACAAACUAUACUGAAGCAGACAACUGGUUCCAAGCUGUGGAGCGUGCAUUGCUAACUCAACAUGUACUAUAUGACAAGUUCGUGGAAUAUGCAACUUUUCAACUAGUGGGAGAAGCCCAGCAAUGGUGGCAAGGAGAGCGCCGACUACUACACCAACAGAACGUGAACAUUACCUCAACGUUCUUCGAGGAAGCUUUCUACAAGAAGUACUUUCAUGAGUCAUUAAGGGAGGCCAGAGAAUUGGAGCUCUUACAGCUGAAGUAA